This is a messenger RNA of Vitrella brassicaformis, 2826 nucleotides long. The record is from the annotation of a GenBank genome assembly. Lineage: Eukaryota; Vitrellaceae.
GAUUUGCUGAGGGCCGCCUCUAUGAGGAGCGCUUCCAUCUACCUAUAACGUGCCUCCUGCGAACCUUUGGCCUGCUGAUUGGCCCGCUGGGUACCGGCUACUCCCGUGACGACAAUGCCGCUCGGAUCCGAGACAUGAUGAACACCGGUGAGCUCUCCGAGGACACGGCGCGUCUUGCUUUGGCGACAAUCGCCGUCGAGAGCCCCAUGCGAGCGGCUGCGCUGCGCAGCAUGGUCUUCCUUCCUCGCCUUCCCCCUGUCACCCAACUUCAACAGCGGGGAGGCCUUCUUCAUUCCGCCAGCUUCAGCAUCACAUUCCGUUUUGUUAACGAGAAUGGUGCCAACAACAACUGCCUGCUCGAGGCAGCGAUUCGCAAGCUGCGUCUGGGGCGGCUUCGACUCUUCAAUGGACGGUCGGCUGAUCGUCUUCCCACCCCUAUCCCCGGACCAGCAGAACUGCGCCGGCUAGUGGUAGGGGACCUUGAACGACGGCGUGCUUCGGGUCAAUUGGACGCCUUCUUCGCGAGACCUCGCGACCACAUCUUGGACGUCAGGCGGAAUUCGUCACUUACCGAGUGUGACGUUCGCUCUCUGGCCAACGUGACGGCAGCCUCCAUCGUUCUCUGCGUCCUUGCCGAGGAACAGUUCGAAUACCCCACCGUCCCGCUCUUGCUUCGCGAGCAUGAGACAAUUCACCCCGAGGGCGGACGUGUGCAGCGGCCGAGGACGGCCCUGGAGCCCUUCCCUCCCCCCCCACCGAUUCUCUUCAUUUCCUACGCUGGCAACCACUUCAUGUCCCUACUACCGUUGGAUGAGAGUGAUCCCGCAGCGGGUGCGGAGGUUGCAGGCGACUGGUGCCGAUGUGUUGAGUGGCCGUGCGCCUGUAUGGAAGUCGCGAGAGAUGAUAGCCAUGCUGCGGGCCCGUCAGACGGCCUCGGGAAUCCAUCGGAGACACGUCCCCCUGCUGCCAUCAAUGGACCGACCCGCCUCGUACCGCCUCCCUCUCCCCCGGAGGGCAUCGCCAAUCCAGGGACCUCACCUCGCUCGGCCAUCCGACGCCAGCGUCGCACCGAUAGACAACGGCAAUGCCGCACCCGCCGGCGUUUGCAAGAGGAGGCGGCCGUACCGACCCGUAAGGAUUUGGAGGAGGAAGUGGCGUCCAGUGGCCUGGAAAAUCGACACGACCAGGACACCCACAUGGAUUCGGUCAAUGGCGAUGCAGCCCCGUCCACGGGAGAUGACCAAGAAGUCGAUAGGACGAACGAAGUGGGAGACACCAUGGAUGGACGUGGAUGGAUGGAUAUGGCGGAGGACCGCGAUUUGACAGUGGGCAGGGGAAGGGCAGAUGCCAGCGGGCAACUCACUCUGGAUGAGCUGAUAUCUCGCGAAGGCCGCGGAUCCUCGGGUGCAGAUCCAUCUUUGGCGGCGGGGCCGAAUAGCGGCGAUCGCCCCACACUUCCCCCCGAUCGGCCUGGGGCUCUGGCUGACAUGACGUCGCGCGAGGGCUACGACCCGGACAACUGUGACCCGCCCGAGGGCCUUCGAGAGUUGGUCGACAUCCUCGAUGCUUGGGAUGACACAAGAGAGCAUCUUCAACACCGACCCUCUGAUGCGGCAGAGAUCGCAGCACGCGAGGGCUUUGACCCGGAGAACUCAGAUCCUCCAGAAGGGCGUCGCGACCCGGGAGGCAUCUUCUCGGCUUGGCUCGAUGAUCCCGCCGCCCCUACGCCUCCCUCUCAGCCGCCGGCAGAUGUCCGCCGGCGCUCAGCCAGAAACAGAGGUUUUGGCAGAUGUAUGAUAUGUACGGCUUUCUGUGGCGGUCAAUGCUUCCGUCAGCAGGGUGCGGGGCAACCCAGGGGGAGGGGCCGCCGGGCCCGUGAGUUGCGACGACAGCGGACGGAGCCCGACCUUCCCCCGCCGCCCCCCUGUUCUAACCAAGCGGGCGGCUCUCAACCGCCUCCUUCGUCGUCCCCACCACCCCCACCACCGCCCCCGCCUCCUCCACCUUCCCCCCCGCCACCGUCACCACCUUCGAUCACCCGAGACACAGUCGUUCCGCCUCCAGACACCCGAGACACGCCCCCGGACACCCGAGAACGGUAGGUCGAGGCGGGGACGGUGAAGGAGGUGCUUCGCAGCCUGUACCGCCAACGCGCCGAGCUCGGGGGAGGGGUCGCGGUAGAGGAGCACGUGGAGCUCCACGAGGCGUCCGAGGUGCUCGAGGUAGGGGAGGAUUUGUGCCCCCGCCGCCGCCCGGCCCGCCACCCGGUGACCCGGGAGAUGGCGGGGCAGGAGAUGGUGACUCGGGCGGCAAUGGGCCGCCCCCAAACGGAGGAGGACCUCCCCCUCCCCCUGGUCCACAACCUGACCCGCCCCACGACUCCCACUGGUUUCGCUCGAAAGGAAUUUUCCCGCAGCGUGGGGUUGACUAUCUUCGCACUCUCACUGCCGAGCAACGGGAUGACCACUUUAAGCUGGGCAUUCGCACCAUAUCACGCAUCCCUGGAUGUGUCCGCCACUCGCUAAAGAUGGUGUUGGAUACCACCGAGAAGUAUGUGAAGGACGAGGAGGAUUCGGAUGUCGGCUGCUUGACAGCUAUUUUCUUGCCGACUAUGCUGCUGUUCCCGAUGAAUCGUGGCGGGACGGGCGGCCACCGCAAGUGGGGUUCUCGCUUCAAGCGUUUUUUGCUGGAGAAUGGCAAGGAUUACUCGACGAGUCCAGAAAUUUUGCUGAGCAGGGUCGCCACGUUUUCGCUCCACGUGGCGACGGACCAGUGGAAGGCGUGCCCGAGCCAUCCCUAGAGGAGAUCAAGCUGCGAGCGACAGAG